CUUUGCAGCCAAGUGUCCUCGUCGUCAUUCAUUGAAUACAAAUGUAUGCAUAUAAAUAAUAAGUGUGUGUACGUGUGUGUGAAGGCUGUUAAUUCACUUUACACUACCACUCGAUUAGGGUUGCUAGUUUCCAAUUCAGCUGCGCAAUAGCACUAAAAGCGCAAAGCAAAUAAAGCUACGCUUCUGCAAUAAGAGAGUGAAGAAGCACACUUUGAGUGCUCGCUGUUAAGGGUUGCACGGUCAUGAGUAUAAAUUCAUGAACUCAACAAGGAUAUGACAACAUAUCCAUAUUAGCCAGCAAAACGUAAACAACGAACGAAAAUCAACAAAGCAUGGCACAACCAAGUAAAACACAAAUCUACUUAAAAGUCAAGAAACCACUAUUAGAGCGUCAAAGACGUAUGCGUAUCAAUAAUUGUCUGAAUUCAUUGAGGAAACUCGUGGCCGAAUUACAAGCUGACGACAAAGUAUUACGCAUGGACAAGGCAGAGCUGCUAGAACAAACACUUGUAUUCGUACGUGAACAGUGUGGGCGCACCAGCGGGGAAAAUAUACGUCGUAGGUUACAAGUGCCCACGGACGCUUUUAACCAUGGCUAUCUGAAUGCCGUUAAUGAGGUGUCACGUGUGAUGGCCUCAACAACCGGCAUGGGCGUAGAAUUUGGCAAAUCUGUGAUGACACAUUUGGGUCGCAAUUACAAUAGACUACAACAUCAUCAGCAGCAGCUUCAGCAACAAGUAACACAUCAACAAUAUGAUCCCGCGCACAUGCCAACACUAAGCAUAGAGUGUGCACCACUCAGCCCUGCUUCUUCCGGCUAUUACAGUGACUGCGAGAGUUCCGCUGCUUCACCUUUUGCACCACUACACACCACUAUCAAUGCAUGGCGACCUUGGUAACUAGCAGUGGAGUUGAAAUGCUGAUGUGUGGCGGGAGAAUGUAGCGGAAAGACUAAUGGGCACGAAAACGAAGUGUCCUCCAAAGGCUGUGAUACUGAGCUGUGAUAUAUUUA
Messenger RNA from Anastrepha ludens (Mexican fruit fly), 1012 nucleotides. Its product is annotated as enhancer of split m8 protein-like. The transcript has a single exon. Gene Ontology annotation, biological process: anterior/posterior pattern specification; regulation of neurogenesis; regulation of transcription by RNA polymerase II. Bases 333 to 899 code for a protein of 188 amino acids. Gene Ontology annotation, molecular function: RNA polymerase II cis-regulatory region sequence-specific DNA binding; protein dimerization activity; DNA-binding transcription factor activity, RNA polymerase II-specific. The record is from RefSeq and is a predicted model, not a curated record. Gene Ontology annotation, cellular component: nucleus. Lineage: Eukaryota; Metazoa; Arthropoda; Insecta; Diptera; Tephritidae.